Hylaeus anthracinus is the source of this 2423-nucleotide messenger RNA. RefSeq names its product inactive serine protease scarface (gene scaf). Gene Ontology annotation, biological process: proteolysis. Gene Ontology annotation, molecular function: serine-type endopeptidase activity. The transcript is spliced from 10 exons. The record is from RefSeq and is a predicted model, not a curated record. Lineage: Eukaryota; Metazoa; Arthropoda; Insecta; Hymenoptera; Colletidae. The coding region runs from base 192 to 2168 and encodes 658 amino acids.
AUAGGACGUUCAGGGAACGUUUGGACGUUAUCUGGACGUCCAUAGGACGUCCCGAACGUCCAGUACCGGACGUCUUAUAGACGUACAUAAGACGUCCUUGUGCUAUCUGGGUAUCUUCUUUAAUAAAGAAAAAAUUAAAUAAAAUUUUAAAUCUUCUCAUAUUAGAUGCCUGCAGUGAAGGUUUAACAAAAAUGCUUGUCAGAGUAUUAAUACUAAUUACUGCAAUUAUCUCAGCAAAUGGGUUUCCCUCGCCGAAUCCAGCUGAAUAUGAUCAAAUAGUGCUUCAAAAUCCUAUGCAACAAGAAUUCGAUCAGCAAUUGGUAUUUCAAAAUCCUACGCAAGAAGAGUUCAUUCAACAAUCAACCAAUGAAGAUUAUUUUGAUUUUGAUAAUACGAAAUCGACGUCAUUUUCGGAACAAACUGGAGACUUCACUAUCUCCUGUAUAGGAGAAAAUCGAAUCUGUACUAAGAAGAAUAAUUGUGCGAAUGGUUACAUUCUUAUCACAGAAGAUAUUCCUCUUCCAUCGAGCAAGGAAUGCAGAAUUCGAGACGAAGUUUGCUGCACGGUAGUGCAAGAAUUUCGAGAGACAUCGCCAAAAAUCGAACCAUUCGUAUCAGAUUUGGGAAGCAAUAGCGAUAACAAAGGCUUUAAACUGAAACGACCACUCACAAUAAACGAUCAAAUUCCAGAAAACUUUGCCAGCAGAUCAGCGAAUUCAGGAACUCAAGAAAUUGUUGGGCAAAAUCCUGGUCAAACUCCUACAAACUUUCUUGCAAACGCAACCCACGUACAGUUUGGUUGCGCGGCAGCUCUCCUUUGUGUCGAAGAACAAUAUUGCACCGCAGGUGGUACAAUCAGUACAGAGCCUGUCUCUCUGGAAAAGACAACAAUUCAACAACGCGUACCUCUAAGUUCUUGCAAAAAUCCUGACAAUGGAAUAAUCGGCAAGUGUUGUCGAGAUCCAAAUUACGUAGAUCCUUGGCCAACAGAAAAUCUUCCUAAAAAUUAUUCUGGUGGAUUCGAUGAACAAGGUUUUCCAACGUUUUUGAACAUUGCAAAAGUAAGGCCACCUAAACAACCUGUACAACCAAUUAACACUGUCAAAUCAGGUCUCACUGUCAGACCUGGUUUGGAAUCGUACAAUUCUGUACCAGCUGAAGAAAAAGUGGAACCUGCAUUAGUACCAGAUAACUCGGUUAUUUCUGUAGAAGUUUUAGUUCCUCCAAUUGAAACCGUUUCGGAGCAAAAGAAUGAUGUGAAGGUGGGAGGAUUGAACAUGGAAUGUGGCGUUAGAAAUACAAAGCCAGGAAUAAGAAAGUCACAGACUGUUUUCGCUGAAAUUCCAUGGCAAGCAAUGGUUUUGCAUUCGAAAGAAAAGAAAAUUCUCUGCUCUGGUGCUCUUAUCAGCACACAAGACAUACUAACAGCGGCCAAUUGCAUCGACAGCCUGGGGCCAAACGAUAUUUCAAUUAAAUUAGGCGAAUGGAAAUUAGGCUAUGAGUUGAAACACGAGGAACCCCUUCCUUAUGAAAUCCUCAAUGUGUCGUCUAUCAGAACGCAUUCUGGUUACGCAAGGGGAUACACAGAUCACGAUCUUGCGAUUUUACAUCUAAAAAAUCCUGCGACUAUCGAUCUACACGUAAAUCCUCUGUGUUUACCUACAACAAAGCAGCUGCAAAUGAAUAAGUGUAUUGCUACCGGUUGGGGAAAAUCGAUACUUCAAGCGCAUUAUGCUGGAGCAAUUAUGCAUGCAGUGGAUUUGGAUAUACUUUCAACAGAACAAUGCCAAGAACAAUUAAUAAGUGGAGACCUAAUUCCAAGUAUAGCAAAUGGAAUUAUUUGUGGUACACCUAGAGAAAACAUUAAUAAUGUCUGUGAGGCAGAUGUUGGCGGACCUCUUGCAUGCAAAAAUAGACAUGGACUGUAUGAGUUAGCUGGAAUUUACAGUCAGGACACAGGAUGUCUACCAACAAAUCAAAUUGCAAUUUUUGCACCAUUAGAUGACGAAUGGUUGAAAGAAACCAUGGCAAGCUCAAUACAUGAACAAAGUCUUUCAACAUUAAUAGAAAAUAGUGGAACAAAUAAGGGAUACGAAGAGUUGCCAUUCGAGAAUGGCCAUAGGAAAAGCACUCUAUCUACAGAUAAUGAAUAUCUUCCUCCAAAUUGAGGAUCCAUCAUUUAAUAUAUUUUCGUUGUUUAUUUAUUAUAAUUUGUUUAUUAAUGAAACAAUUAAGAGGAUUACUUCUUAACACGAUUCUGUAGUAGAAUCUUGUACCCCAUUAUAGGAUUGAAAAUACUACUAAUGUAAAAUGGGAAUAGGUUCCAGAGAAUAUUAAAAAAAAAAAACUUUUUCACUUGUAACAAACGAAGAAAUAAUAUUGAAUAGUAAUAAAAAGAAAAAAAAGAAAAUGGAAGAAAAAUA